Carica papaya (papaya) is the source of this 2611-nucleotide messenger RNA. It is a transcript of the gene PEN3, whose product is annotated as PTEN 3. Gene Ontology annotation, molecular function: phosphatidylinositol-3,4,5-trisphosphate 3-phosphatase activity. The record is from RefSeq and is a predicted model, not a curated record. Gene Ontology annotation, cellular component: cytosol. Gene Ontology annotation, biological process: dephosphorylation. NCBI's taxonomy places the organism in Eukaryota, Viridiplantae, Streptophyta, Magnoliopsida, Brassicales, Caricaceae.
GCGGGUGUCUCCAUCUUACAUCCGAAGCGCCAGUUAAAAGUUCGUUCGCCGCAGCACCGGCCAUUAACACCGCCUCGCAUACCUUAAUUUGAAAUGCUGCUAACGAGCUAAUCCAUAUUCGAAACCUGUAACUAUCUUCUAAACCAAACAAAUCACAGCUUGAUCUCAUUCUACAUCUCUAUAUUUACUGCGAAACUCGGAGACCAAGCUCGCGAUCUAAAUCCUGGCUUUACAGUCAGAGGCGUAACCUUAUAGUAGCGUUUAAACUUAUAUUUAGCGGAAUGGACUCAGAAUCUGCUGACUCAUCAUAUCGGCCUCCUACUAAAGCUUCUGAUAGUGAAAAUCCAGCUGCUGUUGCUUCUCUUCAACCUAUUGAUAAAGCUGCUGAAGUUGAACCCACCGGUAGAGGUACUCAUGCUGAACCUCCUCCUAAAGCUGCUACUGCGGAAUCUCCUGCAACAAUUUCGAAUGUUGAAACUCUGGCUAAAGCUACUGAUUCAAUUGUCCCUCACGCACCAAGUGGUGGCGGUCAUGAUACUUCACAUGGAGAAUCACCACCGUCUAUGUUUUCUGCUUCAGGCCUGUCUUCCUGGGCCAAAAAUUUGAAGUUCCCCCAACAGGAUUCACCAUCUGCAAGUUCUGGAAUGUCACCACUUGAACGUUUCACUAGUGGGCUUGGACUGCAUCUGCCAACAAAGAUUCCUGGGGCAGAUGAGACCACAGAAGCCACAACAACAACCACACAAGGUGCUUUUGAAUCCUUUACAAAGGGUUUGGUUGACUCAUCUCGUAGUGCAGUGAAGGCAAUGCAGGUCAAGGCGCGCCACAUUGUCUCUCAAAAUAAAAGAAGAUACCAGGAGGGAGAAUUUGACUUGGAUAUGACAUAUAUUACUGAGAAUAUAAUUGCUAUGGGGUUUCCAGCUGGCGAUUUGAGUUCUGGGUUAUUUGGAUUUUUCGAGGGUCUUUAUCGCAAUCACAUGGAAGAAGUGAUAAAGUUUUUUGAAACACACCACAAGGGGAAAUACAAAGUAUACAAUCUUUGCUCGGAGAGGCUCUAUGAUGCAUCAAGAUUUGAGGGAAAGGUUGCCUGUUUUCCAUUUGAUGACCAUAAUUGUCCUCCUAUUCAGUUAAUACCAUCAUUUUGUCAAAGUUCAUACUCCUGGUUGAAAGAGGAUAUUCAGAAUGUGGUAGUUGUUCAUUGUAAGGCUGGUAUGGCGAGAACAGGAUUAAUGAUUUGUAGUCUUCUUUUAUUCCUCAAGUUUUUCCCAACAGCUGAGGAAGCCAUGGAUUACUAUAACCAGAAAAGAUGUGUUGAUGGCAAAGCUCUAGUUCUCCCUAGUCAAAUUAGGUAUGUCAAGUAUUUUGAGCGUAUUUUAACAUACUUCAACGGACAAAUUCCACCUGGACGCAGGUGCAUGCUUAGGGGAUUUCGUCUUCACAAGUGUCCUUACUGGAUUAGGCCCUCUAUUACAAUCUCCAAUCAUGGCGGAAUUUUGUUCUCAACAAGAAAGCAUCCAAAAACCAAGGAUCUCAUGCCAGAAGAUUUCUGGAUAAAGGCUCAAAAGAAAGGGAUUGUUGUCUUUGCUUUACCUGGGGAGCCUGGUCUGACAGAAUUGAUGGGGGACUUCAAAAUCCAUUUUCAUGACCGUCAGGGAGACUUUUACUGCUGGUUAAACACAACAAUGACGGAAAACAGAAAAAUGCUAAGUGCAACUGAUCUUGAUGGUUUUGAUAAGCGGAAACUGCCUUCUCCAGGAUUCCAGGUUGAAAUUGUAAUGGUGGACUACGAUGGUACCCUACCAACAAAAUCUAAAGCUGAUUGUGCUAGCAGGGGUCCUGAAGGUGGCUCAGCUUAUGUUCAGAGUGGAGUUGCUGCAAGUUCCGGUCAAAGCAAAGUUUCUGCAAAUGAAGACAACGAUGAUGUAUUCUCAGACAGCGAUGAAGACGAGUCAAGGACAUCCAAGAACACACAAGCUCAAGUUGCUUCUGGACAUGUAUCUGCUGGUCAUGUUUCUAACAUUGCAUUGGAGAAUAUGGGGAGUUUAACACGUGGAGUUGAUAAUAUGUCCCUGAGAAAUGAGGAAGCAAAAGCAGAUAAUGCUACCAAUAAGUCAAAUGUUGCUGAGGCUGCUAAACCUUCCUCAGUUAGUGAAAUGCCACAUUUUGAAUCAGUAGGAGCAAGCAAUAUCAAAGCCAUUGCCGCUGAUGCUUCAGUUUUCUCUUUCGGCGACGAAGAUGAUUAUGAAAGUGAUUGAAGCAUUUGCCAAUUGUACGAGAAAGAUGCUAUGGGAGUUGACUCCAAUUACUAUCAGAUAAAAGAAAGCUCAUGGAAUCAGGUGGAUGCAAAGAAAACUCCACAUCCACUAAAAACAGAGCAUCAACUGACUGAAGGAGUUUGAAUCAAACUAGGCUGCCAGCAAUAUUCAUUAGGCAACUUUGUUCUUCAUGGUUUCUCCUUUUAGCAAGUUUCCAGGUGCUAAAACCCGCCCGGCCUUGACCCACAAGAAAUUGCUUGCUUGUCCAAGUCACUUUUUCAUAUUAUUUCUUGUGAUUUAAUCCUAUUUAAAUUCAAAACAUAAUUUUUUAUGACAAUCCAAUUACCAUACCUUUA